AUGGCCGACGUCGAGAUGGACGACGCGUCGAACGCGUUUAGCAAGCUCGCAAAAGGAAAAGGUCGUGAAUUAGAAGACUUUUCGCUCAAUAACGAUCUACCCUGGGUAGAGAAAUACCGUCCCAUCACGCUUGAUGAUGUGGUUUCACAUAAAGAUAUUACGACUACGAUCGAGCAGUUCAUCCAGAAGAAUCGCUUGCCACAUCUCUUGUUUUAUGGUCCUCCAGGAACUGGAAAGACGAGCACCAUUAUUGCGGUCGCUCGGCGCCUGUAUGGCGCAAACUACAAGAAGCAAAUUCUAGAGUUGAAUGCCUCCGACGAUAGAGGAAUCGACGUAGUGCGCGAUCAGAUCAAAGGCUUUGCCGAAACUCGCGGUGUUUUCGCCAAAGGGUUCAAGCUCAUCAUUCUGGACGAGGCAGAUAUGAUGACCCAGGCAGCGCAAGCAGCUCUCCGACGUGUCAUCGAGCAGUACACCCGCAACGUCCGAUUCUGUAUCAUCUGCAAUUACGUGAACAAGAUAACUCCCGCGAUCCAAAGUCGAUGCACUCGCUUCCGCUUUUCGCCCCUGCCGGUGUCGGAGGUAGAAAAGAGACUGCAGACUGUCAUAGAGAAUGAAGGCGUCAAGGUUUCACCAGAGGGAAAAGAGGCCCUCUUGAAACUGUCACGGGGAGACAUGAGGAGGGCACUCAACGUGUUGCAAGCGUGCCAUGCUGCGUACGACAUCACGGACGAAGAGGCUAUCUAUACGUGCACAGGAAAUCCUCACCCCAAGGACAUUGAAAACGUGGUAAACUCGAUGAUGUCCCAAGAGUUUGGAACUUGCUACCACAUGAUCAAUUCGUUGAAAACGGAGAGGGGUUUGGCACUUCAGGACCUCAUCUCUGGAGCGUUUGACUAUGUACAGGAGCUCGAGUUACCCCCUCAUUCGCGGGUUUACCUCCUCGACCAACUGGCAACGAUUGAGCACCGUCUUUCGACCGGAGGUUCAGAAAAGCUACAACUGACAGCGCUGAUUGCCGCGUUCAAAAACACUGUCGAGCUCGCCUCUCGGAAAUAA
Molecule: messenger RNA, 1056 nt
Organism: Serendipita indica DSM 11827
Lineage: Eukaryota; Fungi; Basidiomycota; Agaricomycetes; Sebacinales; Serendipitaceae
Source: the annotation of a GenBank genome assembly